CCUCAAGCCAGCAGUCGCUCGUUUACCGUGAACCCAGCAGCGCUCUUCCGCGGUCAUCCACACACGGCACGUACACAAACAUUUCAAACGCGACCGUUGUCAGCAGCCGGCGGACCGACAGUUGAUGACCAAACUCCUCUACACAGUUGUCGUUUCGUCAACCGCGCAGACUAGCUUUAUAAACUAUAAAAACAAUUAAAUACAAUAUUAUAAAUUAUAUUAAUCGUGCGCUGAACGUUCGGAAAGUGUGCCGAUAUUCGUGUACCUACGGCAAUAAUAAAGUGUGUGUGCGGCGGCGUGCGUUCAGUAUAUAUAUUUAUACUCGGAACUCGCGCUUUUUCGUCGUCCCUCGACCGAGGGGGACUCGACGUCGCAUCCACCUAUUUACACGCAAUUUUGACUUGUCAUAUUAACACUAAUAACUACAAUGAAUGACGCCAGUUCAUCCAAUAAUGAUGGUGCUUUAAAAAGAAAGAGACAUAACUCUGAAGGUUACCUCCAGAAUGUCGGAAUGUCUAGCAAGAGAAUGAAAUUGGAACACAGUCCAAUUGAACUACCUAAUAUUCUGUCAAGAUCCAAAUUGCACAGUGCAUCCCAACCGUUGCCGACAGAAAGUGUAGAAUAUCAGUCUCUCGCCAAUUUACGCAACUCCAGAGUGAGAGCCGACUCAGACUCGUAUCAGUUGGGCAUCAAUUCUGAAAACAACAAUGAUACAUUCCAACAUCUCAUCGGUAACAAUAACGGAAGUGUAGAGCGACGUCCUCUGUCUGAGCUAAAAGUGCUAUCCCCCGAUUCCAAUUCAUCGCAUCAUUCCGAUGAUAGGUCUGAAUCAGACGUCAGCAGCCCUGCUCUCAGCGAACCUACUCCAUUGUUGUCCGACAACGAGCUCAGCCCCGACUGUAUCAACAGUUCUGAACCAAAGAAAAAUAUCGAAAAUGAUCCACCAGCUUAUGUACCCACUCCACGUUACUCGACGAUCCAAGAAAACUACGGUAGCAACAUGAUCAAUACUUGGAGCAAAUUCCGAGACUUGGCUAUUAACCACAAACCGGUAGCUCUGAACGAUAGGCCUUGUCCUUUGCCGGAGAUUCCGUGGGGAAAGCGCGCUUCCUAUUGGCAGAUGCUCUGCGAUCGGGAUGCCGCAACGCUAACAUACAGAAAUGUCGAUUUCCCCGAAUAUCAAAACUUUAUUAUGCCACGAAUGAGGGCUAUCCUUCUGGACUGGUUAAUAGAGGUGUCGUCUGUGUACAAGCUUCAUAGAGAGACCUAUUAUCUGGCCAUGGACUACUUGGAUAGAUACCUUUCCAAUAGUGAUGCAAUCCCAAAGCAAAAGCUGCAACUCAUCGGAAUCACUUGUUUAUUCAUGGCCGCCAAAAUGGAAGAGAUAUAUCCACCCAAAGUAGCCGAAUUCGCAUAUGUUACCGACGGCGCAUGCACUGAUGCCGAUCUCCUGGAUAUGGAGAAAAUCCUAUUGAUGAACUUGCGUUUCCGCCUGACGCCGGUUUCCAUCAACUACUGGGUGGAACUGAUGUUGCAGUUUAUUUGUGUCGACGACAGCACAUCCGAGGAUAGUCUGAUAUUACCUCAAUUUCCGCAAAAUUUAUUCAAUCAAGUGGCCCACCUUUUGGACUUGGCCACUUUAGAUUCGAACAGCUUACGUUACUCGUACAGUGAACUAGCAGCGUCAGCACUCACCAUCGUUCUCAACAAAAAAAUCGCCCUGACCAUUUCCGGUCUUUCUGAAGGAAAUGUUAGCAAUUGUGUCGAUUGGAUGUCAGUAUAUUGGAGUGUAAUUCUCGAAGAAUACCAAUACGAAGAGAUCGACUUUGAAGGAGACUCUGAACAAGUCGACGGCACUCACGUCAAACAACAACACUUAGUCAGUAUGGAUAUGUAUGAUUUGGCCCAAAGCAGGUUUGAGCUAAUUCAACUAUCGAGGGUUAAUAAAGGUCCAGUUACUCCUUCUAACCUACUCACGCCACCUUGGAGUGGCAAAAAAAAACCUUUGGCCGCGGAAGACUGUAAGCCUUCAUGUAGCUAUAAGUAACCAGUGAGAUUUUUUUUAUUAAAAUUAAAAUGUAUAUCCCUUACAAUAAGUAGGUAUUGAAUUCAGUUUUAAUUUCCAAGUGUUAGCACAGACAAUUAUGAAAUAUUAUCACAAAGUCGUCUUGAUGACAUUUGUUUUCGAUUAUAAUGUGCAAUAUUAAUAUUCUUUUUAAAAUUUUUAACAACAAUUUACUAAAUUUACUUAAUGUUCAUAAAAAGUCAUGAAGAGAGUUGUGUAAACAUAUUGUAGAUAAUUGAUGACAUUUUUAUUUUAAUGAUCUCUCUAGUGAAAAAUGAAAAUUAAAAAAAAAAUCAAUUACAUUGAUUUAAUAUAUAGUGUUUUUUUUUAAUAGAAAAUAAUUUAAUAAAAAAACAUUACUGUUAACUAUUCAACCGUAUAACCAAAUUUGUUUAUUUUAAUAAUCAACACGGUAGUCAAAAAAUGUUUAAUUAACAUCAAUCUUUUUUCUGUACAUUUAUUUUUUUCAUACUAAAGCCAAAAAUAGUUUUUAUAUUUUUUAAAAGAACUGAACUUUUUUCGUUAACGCCAUUAUUUCUUCAAAUUAACGUAACUUUCCUUUAUUGACUUAUUGAAUAAACAUUAUACUUUUGUAUUCUAGUCUUA
Messenger RNA from Adelges cooleyi (spruce gall adelgid), 2671 nucleotides. Its product is annotated as G1/S-specific cyclin-E1. Lineage: Eukaryota; Metazoa; Arthropoda; Insecta; Hemiptera; Adelgidae. Gene Ontology annotation, cellular component: nucleus; centrosome; cyclin E1-CDK2 complex. Bases 428 to 2047 code for a protein of 539 amino acids. Gene Ontology annotation, biological process: G1/S transition of mitotic cell cycle; regulation of cyclin-dependent protein serine/threonine kinase activity. The record is from RefSeq and is a predicted model, not a curated record. Gene Ontology annotation, molecular function: cyclin-dependent protein serine/threonine kinase regulator activity. The transcript has 7 exons.